AUAUUAGGGGGGCCUCUCAGUCACAUAUUGCAAAGACAAAGAGUGUUUUGCAGAAGAUAUCAGUAAAAGAGCCUUGACACUACUGAGGACUGAAACCUUCCAUUUCAUCAGAAAUGCUAGGGACUAAAGUGUUCACCUGGACAUCUUGAGCUGAAGAAAAGGCUGGUUCAAGAGCAGUUUCCUAACCAUUCAGAAGUUGAAGAGGCCGAAACAAGCACCAACGGGGAGAACCAGCAAAUACUGCUGCUUGAGUUGGAAAUACAGAACAUACUGGACGGUCUACAUUUAUUUUCAGAAAAACAGAAAUCGUCUUCCCUGUUUGAAAUUUACUUUUUUGAUCAGAAGAAAUUAUAAAAGAGGGAGAAGUAUGUUGAACAGAUGCCGAAUGUGGUUUCUGAUUCCUCUUAUCUGCUUGGCUCUCUCUGUUUCUGUCUGCGCUGAAGUAUGCACCAGGGAGGACUUGCCUAAGAAUAUUAUACUGGACUGGUUCAAGCAGCGAGUGCUGGAUGCAUUGGGAUUGAAGGAACCCCCAAUCACAAGUGCGAGUCACUCAGCCAGUGAAAGAGGAGAUCUGGCCCAACACCCUGUCUCUGCAAGAGUGGGAAGGGCAGCAUGGACAGAGAGAAGAAGAAUUCACCAAGAGACAUCACAAAUCAUUCUCUUCCCUAGCACUGAUUCCACCUGUGCACACAGCCUAGACCUGCCCUCACCAAAGAGAACCGGGCAUUUCACUUAUUAUUUCCAGCCUUCUACAAACACCCUGGAGUCUGUUGUCACAUCUGCCCACUUCUGGUUCUUCAGCGGACAGGUGGAUGAAGCAGGCAACUCUUCAGCCCCUCUCUUUAUCCUGACAACCCACCAGCAGCUGGCACAAGUUGCAGAGAACCCUCUAAAGACGUCAGAUGAUGGGUGGGUCACAUAUCAUAUUGCCAAGCAAUUCCACCCACUUUUGGCUGAAGGGCCUUUUGUUCUACAGGUCCGAUGCCCAACUUGUGGCUGUCACUCCGAGUCUGACAAGAUCCCCUUCCUACACCUCCACACACACUUCAGGGGUCCUGACCGCUCACGAAGGUCAUCCCUGCCCUGGUCACCCUUGGCUAUUCACCUUCUACAAAGGCCAUCUCAAGAGAAACCCAACUACAAUGACUGUCACCGGGCAGAAUUGAAUAUAUCCUUUGAGGAACUGGGCUGGGACAACUGGAUUGUCCACCCCAAAGUAUUCACGUUUUACUACUGCCAUGGCAACUGUUCCAGCUGGGAUCGCAUGACCACCAUUUUGGGGAUGAAACAAUGCUGUGCACCUGUGCCAGGAACCAUGAGAUCUCUCCGAUUCCGGACCACCUCAGACAGUGGCUAUUCCUUCAAAUAUGAAACUCUGCCCAAUAUCAUUGCUGAGGAUUGCACUUGUAUUUAGCAUGGUCUUCUGUGAAAUGUUAACGCUAAUUAUCUGUCUGUGAAAAUAUACUCUGAAAGUAAAUCUUAAAAUACCUUGCACAUGCUUUGCAAUAAUAUCAUUGUAGGCAGGUGAAGGAGGACAAAUGGUGGAAGCUAAAAGGAUUUUUAAAAAUAUUUCCUCUGACAUAUUUUUAGCUGUCAAAUAACAUUUGAAACAGGAUAAAACAUGCUUAAAGUCUGUUAAUUGCAUAACAGAUUGUCCUUGUCUACCUUCUCUUUUAAACUACAUAUUCUUUUUGAAUUUAGAAUUUAGAUAGUUAAAUAUCUUUACACAUUUUACAGGAUCAUAUCCCUACUUAUUAGUUAAAUGUGUUUAUUCAAAGGAAUGCUGCAAGGGUGCUUACCAUUAAAUCACAAACAUUGAGAUUAGCUUCAUGCAACAAUAUCUUAACGUCCAAAGAUGAAGCAAGUUUCACCAAUGAACUUAACUAUAAACAAGUAGCAGCUGCUUCACAUGGGACCACAAAUUAACUAUGAUUUAGUUUGCCUAACAACCACAUAACUUGAUCAAAUAGGUUAAAUAUACCAAAUCGAUUAGAAGCUUUUACAUUUUAUUUUAUUGUAUUUGAAAUCUCUCUAAUUUAGAUUAAAAUUAAGCAUUAGGCUUUCAUUUUUUACUAACUGCUUAGUCCAAAACUACACAUAGUGACCUGGAGCAAAACCCAUCUUGAAAUGAGUACAAGGCAAGGAACCAAAUUCUGGAAUUAACAUUUGUAUUGUAAGUCUGCUAUACUUAUUAUAAUGUUUCUGUGGUUAAACCAAGGUUUUAAGCAAUUUCACUUACUCAGAGAAUAAUCAGAGAACAAUCUGUCCUCCCUUACCAGUCACCAGUGUAUAACAGCAUAUUAACACUUAAAGCUGUAGUCUCAUUUCAUCAUCCUAGAUUGCAAACGACAAUGGCUACACUUACCUUAAUUAAACCAAAGUUUUUUUACAAUACAAUACAAAUACGAAAUACAAUAAAAUACAUAUAAUUAAGAGAUUUGACAAAAUACACAUAUAUUUACUUACUUAGUAACUGUAGAGAAUGUAUUGGUAAAAAGGCCAAGAAUACUUUGCUAUUUUAACUAUACGUUUGUUGCAAAAACCAUUCUGGCAGAAAAAUAAAUUAUUAAAUAAGAAUGCAAAGUGUAGUGUUUAGAUACAGUUCUUUUCUUCAGAGUCCACAGUAACUACAGUGCCUUGCAACAGUACCCAGACCCUCGCAUUAUUUUCACAUUUUGUUGCUUUACAGCUUGCAAUUAUGUCACUUUAAAGCAGUGAUUAAUAUUUAGGUGGACAAAACUACCUUAAUGAGCCACACAAUUAUUUGACUGCCCUAUCUUCAUGUGCGAUAAUAGUGCUUCACAUGAUGUUCACAUAAUGUUACAAUAAAUACAGCAGUCUAUGUUAGGUCCUUAAUUUAGUGAAUUUCAGGAAAAGAAGAUUCGACCAUAAAGACCAAGGAGCUUUCAAAACAACUAGGAGAUUCAUUUUUUGCUUUCAAAUCAAGAGCAGGGUAUAAAAACAUUUCAAGGGUAAUGUAUAUCUCAUUGAGCAAGGUGAAGUGGAUUAUUAAGUGGAAAGCACCCAGACACUUCCUAGAUCAUGCUACUCCUCCACACUGAGUAGCCAGACAAAGAGAAAACUGGUUAGGGAUGCCACCAUGAGGCCAAAGGCGAGUUACAGGAGUUCAGGGGCUGGGAUGGUAGACAAUGUCCUUGGGUCAAACAUAUCCCUUGAAUCUGUUGAUUCUGAUCUUUUAGAGGACUUAAAAACUGCAAUCUAAAUGAUCCCCAAGCGCCUUGAGAGAGCCUGAGCUAAUCCACAUAGAAGAAUCGGCAAAAAUUACACCAAGAUCAUGUGCAAUGCUGGCAGACACAUACUGAAAAAGACGGUGUAACUGCUGUAAAAGCUGCUUCCACCAAAUAUUGAAUCCACAUAUUAAGUGCAUUCAUAUUUUCGUUUUUGGUGGCUUUUACCAUAAUCCAUUACCAUUAGAAGUCUUUAUUUUGAGAAUUCAGGUUUAGAAUAAAAUAUUUAAUUGAACAAUUCUGUACAAGUUUGUAAUUUCACAAGAUUAGUCACCAUAAGAUUGUCUGAUUGCAAGGCACGAUUUCAGUUGGUCAGUCACAUUCAA
Molecule: messenger RNA, 3574 nt
Organism: Lepisosteus oculatus (spotted gar)
Lineage: Eukaryota; Metazoa; Chordata; Actinopteri; Semionotiformes; Lepisosteidae
Gene: inha
Product: inhibin subunit alpha
Cellular component (GO): extracellular region
Molecular function (GO): growth factor activity; cytokine activity
Source: RefSeq, a predicted model, not a curated record